CUGAGCGCCCAGGCCGGGCCCGGCGAGGCGCACCUCUGUGGUCCAAGUGACUGCUCCGGGGCCGCUGGGCCACGAGGCAGGGAGACGCGAGGGCAGGAGCCAGGGCCGGGCAGCAGCAUCGGGGGCCCAGACGGCGCAGCUCAGCUGCAGCCACCAUGGAGCCAGGCAGUGUGGAGAACCUGUGUGUCGUGUACCGGAGCCGUGACUUCCUGGUGGUGAACAAGCACUGGGAUGUGCGCAUCGACAGCAAGUCCUGGUGGGAGACACUGACCCUCCAGAAGCAGCUGCGGCACCGCUUCCCAGAGCUGGCCGACCCUGACACCUGCUACGGGUUCAGGUUCUGCCACCAACUGGACUUCUCCACCAGCGGGGCACUCUGUGUGGCCCUGAACAAGGCAGCUGCAGGCAGUGCCUACAGGUGCUUCAAGGACCGGAGAGUCACCAAGGCUUAUCUGGCUCUGGUGCGGGGGCACGUCCAGGAGAGCCGAAUGACCAUCAGCUAUGCUAUUGGCAAGAACAGCACAGAAGGCCGGACCCACACCAUGUGCAUUGAGGGCACACAGGGCUGUGAGAACCCAAAACCAAGCCUCACUGAGCUGGUGGUCCUGGAACACGGACUGUAUGCAGGUGAUCCUGUCUCCAAAGUGCUGUUGCAGCCUCUCACGGGACGGACGCACCAGCUGCGCGUGCACUGCAGCACCCUGGGCCACCCCAUCGUGGGGGACCAGACCUAUGGCCAGGCCUCGAGCCAGGAGGACCAGCCCUUCCGCAUGAUGCUCCACGCUUUCUACCUGCGCAUCCCCACAUGCACCGAGUGCGUGGAGGCCUGCACGCCCGACCCCUUCGUGCCCACCCUCGAUGCCUGCUGGAGCCCCCACACCCUGGUGCAGCCACUGGACGAGCUCGUCCAGGUCCUGCGGGCUGCCCCAGACCCUGACCCCACAGAAGGGGGCCCCAGGCCCUGCAGCCCCUCCACGCCCCUGCCCGGGCCGGGCCGGCCCCCACCGCCCCCUGCCAAGCUCCCUGAGACAGAAGCACAGCGGGCCUCCUGCCUGAAGUGGCUGUCGGAGUGGACGCUGGAGCCGGACAACUGAGAGCAUCGUGCUGGGGUGGGGAUGGCAGGCCGGGACUCCAAGGGUUGGGGGCUGCAGGUCAGAGUCCUGGACCCAUCCCUGCAAUGGCCAGGCCUGGAGCGGGGC
Messenger RNA from Lipotes vexillifer (Yangtze River dolphin), 1199 nucleotides. It is a transcript of the gene RPUSD1, whose product is annotated as RNA pseudouridine synthase domain containing 1. The record is from RefSeq and is a predicted model, not a curated record. The coding region runs from base 156 to 1094 and encodes 312 amino acids. NCBI's taxonomy places the organism in Eukaryota, Metazoa, Chordata, Mammalia, Artiodactyla, Lipotidae. Gene Ontology annotation, molecular function: RNA binding; pseudouridine synthase activity. The transcript has 6 exons. Gene Ontology annotation, biological process: enzyme-directed rRNA pseudouridine synthesis.